CUAGUAUUCAAGCAUUUUCAGAGCAGUCUCUUUACUCUCUCUAUUUUCAAAACUCCAUUAAUGGCUGCCAAGCAAGACAACCCCUCUAACCCACCUAGCCCUAAGAACACUGACGAUCAGCCGCCAGCUCUUGAAGAGCUGAGCAACAUGGUAAAAACCGGCUCUAUUUUGGACAGAGCAGGUUUUCUACAGCACUCAACGGACAGGGAACUGACGGAGAAGAUUUUGAAGAAAUUCGAGGAUUGCGGUUUAAUGAGAUUCCUCACCUACGACUACCAAUCAGUGCACAGGAUGGAUUUCACAGAGUGGUUCGUGAACGCGAAGAUUGUGGGAGACGAAAUCCAAUCAAGAGUGGGAAACACUGACAUUAUUAUCGGCGCCGGAGAUAUUAGGGCGGCAUUUGAUUUUGUAGUUCCGGAAGGAGCACAUUCAGACUUGUCGAGAUACGCAUUCGAGCAGCAGAAAUUGUGGGAGGAGAUUAAGGCAGAUUUUGCCCCUGCUAAUCUCAAGCUUUCAUUUAAGAAGCGGUUAUUGAAGACAGAAUAUGAAAGGGCCGUGGAUGUGAUCAUUAAGAUUCUGCAGUAUAAGGUUGCAGGCACUGAUGAUGUUAAUCUGGAGAUUUUCACCUUGUUGAGUGCGAUCAUGGAGAAUUAUCCCUGCAAUUGGCCCCAAAUCAUCUUCAAUUUUCUCAGAAGCUACGUUGAGAGAGCAGUGAAUGUUGGUUCAAAGUCACUGAACCAAAAGGUUGGUUUUGGAUUUUUGGUUCAAUAUUUGUUGCAUUUGAAGGGCAUUAAGCUUAGGCCUGGAGUUCCUGUGCAUCGUAAUACUUAUUUGUUUAAGACUAAGCCCCAAGCACAUAAACGCCAAGCUGAAACCCCCACUAAGUCCAAGAAGAAGGCAGUUGUAGCUCAAGAGAGCUCUUCUAAGGUGCCUCUAGCCAAAAAUUUGGAGAAACUCCUCAAGUCUAAAAAGACUAAGAGGAGGCCAUUAAAGGAUGUAAGAGUUGUGAGCAAAGCAGUCAAAAUGGGUGGUGAGGAAGGAGAUGACACGAAGGUUAGGGAUUCUGUUGUUGAGGGGGAAGCCCGAGCCCCUAUUGCUCAAAUUGUUGCUGUUGAUGUUCCCACUUCUAGAGUGAAGGAGGAGGUGACAGAAAUUCCGGUGAAUGUGAAUGUUCAAACUCGAUCCAUCCCACGAGAACCUGCUACGACAGCAGCAGAUGUGACGAGUGAGAGCAUGGAUAUUGAUGCAGAUGCUGAGAUUGCAGCCGAGAUGCAAAUGGGAGAAACUCAGCCUGGUUCCAUUGUUGGAGGAGACUCGGCCUGUAUUGACGAGGAGUUGCUGGCAGAAUACAUGAGAGUCAAGGCUUGGCAGAAAUGGAGAAUCAGUGAUUUCGCCACCAUUGCUGCUGGGAUCAGUUUCAUGGAACCAGAGGAGGAAUUUUCGUUGAAGUGGCUGAAUACUUCAUAUAUUCCAGAAGCCACCAGUUUUGCAUUGAUAGAUGAUGUUUACAGCAAGAAGUUGGCUGCCCGAGAGGCUGAGAAGGGCAAAUAUAAGGCUGCUGAUGAAGAAUCUCAGAGCACAACUCCUAAGGAUGCUGAGAAAGCCUUUCAAAAGGAUUUUAGGAGGGCCAUGCAGCAAUCAAGGUUAGAGCAGGAGAUGGAAGGCCCAGGCUCAACUUCUGGGGUUGGUACGAGAAGGCCAAUCCGAGAAAUCACCCCAGAACAACCAACGAGAAGUCCUGAUGCACGAGAAGUGGCUGUCCUGAGCAGCUUUCAAACCAAAGAUGUUACCCAAACCUUACAAUGCGCUGAGGAAGCAAUGAAAAAGAUGUGGGGUUUGGUAACUAGAAUGGCAAAUAAGGUGGAACUUAUGGAAGAACAAGCCGCUGCUGUCCAGAAGAAGCUAAGCAAAAUUGAUGAGAAGAUGGAUGAUGUGUAUGAUAAAGUUGGUGCUAUCCCUGCCAUGAAUGAUAAGAUUGAUGUGAUCACUGAUGGGGUCAUCAAUUUGUACGAUAAGCUGAGUGUUUUUAUUGAUGAUGCCAAAAAGGGAGAAGGAAGUAGGAGACCCCCUAGGAGAUUUGGCAGUGCCCAACAAAGAGCUUCUGGCAGCACAAGCACUUCACAAGAUAUUGUUCCCUUCCCUGAUGAGUCAUACAGUCUACAAAAUCUUCUUGACUAUGCUAAAACAUGGAAUAUGAUCCAUUUUAAGAACGAAGAAAUAAGGAAGCAGAAGCAAGAGGAUGAAAGGGAAAGGGAAGAUGAAGAAAGGAAGAAGCGGCAGAGGAUUAUGGAGCAACAAACUGAGAAAGAGAUACUAGCCAAAUCGGCUAAGUAUAAGGAAGGAACUAGGCUGGACAGUGACUAGCAGCUUGCCAUGAUCAUCUUCCAGAUUGUGAGAGACACGGGUGUCUCAUUUACCGAUGGCAAGACUGCAGGAGAAUGCAUAGACUGGUGGAAAUGCAGGGUACUUGAUGGAGAAACCAUAGCUGAAGCUUUCAGAAAUUACCUACAUUUCAAUAUCACAAGAAAUUAUGCUCAAUGUGUUGUGCAGAACGACAUCAUAGCCUCGAGAAGAGCGAUCAAUGAGGCUGUGAACAAUCUAAAGAAGUUGGCAAAGGAUCUCGAAGAAAUAGCUAAGGCAAAUGAAGACAGACCAUUUCAAUAAUUGGGCAUUUGUAGACAUUUGGAGAAGGUUGGGACAAUUUGUGGAUGUCACAUUUAUGAUGAUUAUGCUCACCAUCCAACUGAAAUUCGUGCUGUUCUUCAAGCAGCACGUCAAAGGUUUCCAUUUAAGGAGCUUUU
Ipomoea triloba (trilobed morning glory) is the source of this 2801-nucleotide messenger RNA. RefSeq lists its product as uncharacterized. The transcript is spliced from 2 exons. The record is from RefSeq and is a predicted model, not a curated record. Lineage: Eukaryota; Viridiplantae; Streptophyta; Magnoliopsida; Solanales; Convolvulaceae. The coding region runs from base 61 to 2364 and encodes 767 amino acids.